AUGGAAGACUCGAGUUUGUGCCUUGGUGUGUCAUCAGGAGUCCCUGAUGCAGAAGCCCAUCUCAACAGUGCAGUUUUAAAUGGACGCUAUCCCAUCAGUCAGAAGCUUCACCAGCUCACUGCCCAACUAGGCCACGCCUUCCCCAGCCUACAUCGCCCACAACCAAUCCCUGAGGAGAAGGCAGCCACGCCUCUUGAUGAGAAGACCCACCACACUGCCCUGGCCAGUCAGCCUAUCAGCAGUCAGAUGGCACUUUUGGCCAAUCAGCUUAAUCGAGACAUUGAUGCAGGAGCCUUAAGUGGGCUGAAUGGUCGGGUUGAUUUGCAGCAGUUUCUCAAUGGCCAGAAUUUGGGCAUUAUGUCCCAAAUGAAUGACAUUGAGGAUGAUGCCCGCAAGAACAGAAAGUAUCCCUGUCCACUGUGUGGUAAGCGCUUUCGCUUUAAUAGCAUCUUGUCUCUGCAUAUGCGCACUCAUACCGGAGAGAAGCCCUUUAAAUGCCCCUACUGUGACCACCGAGCUGCUCAGAAAGGUAAUCUGAAGAUCCAUCUCCGCACCCACAAGUUGGGCAACCUGGGGAAAGGCAGAGGCCGUGUGCGGGAGGAAAACAGGCUCCUCCAUGAGCUGGAGGAGAGGGCCAUUCUCAGAGACAAACAGAUGAGAGGUAGUGGAAGCAUCAUUCCAACUCCCCCCACACCCCUCAUGGGCCUCAACAAUAGCACCACCCAUCAGCCACAGCUUGGCUCAGCCUGUGGUCUGCUUCCACCUUCAGGCAUGGGCACUCCAGAGACCCUCUCCCAGCCCUCCUCUUCACCAAAGCCCACCGGAGCCUUGGACGAUCCGCUGAACCCAGCCACCGGCUUCCGCUGCACCUUCUGUAAAGGCAAAUUUAAGAAGAAGGAAGAGUUGGACCGACACAUCCGUAUACUCCAUAAGCCUUACAAAUGUACCUUGUGUGAGUUUGCAGCCUCUCAUGAAGAAGACCUGAUAAGUCAUGUAGAGAAGGCCCACAUCACAGCUGAAUCUGCAGCAGGGGCGGGGUCAGGUGGAGUUGGGGGAACGCAAGUUGCCAAUGAGUUUCGCUGUGAGGUGUGUGGACAAGUCUUUAGCCAGGCCUGGUUCCUAAAAGGCCACAUGCGCAAACAUAAGGAUUCCUUUGAACACUGCUGUCAGAUCUGUGGCCGACGAUUCAAAGAACCCUGGUUUCUUAAGAACCAUAUGAAAGUGCAUCUGAACAAGCUUGCUAUCAAGAAUAAGCCCCCACAGCCCAAUGAGCAAGAUAUGGUUUCAGUGAAUAGUAUGAGCAAUCUAGCUCAGGAAGCCCAUGCUAACCUCUACUCUCGCUACAUCUCCUGUCUGCAAGGAGGGUUCCUUUCACCUGAAAAGCAGGGCCUGAGUGAGCAGCACCAAAUGUUGGCUAAAGCCGGAAUCGCUAUGAAAGAAAAAGAGAUGUUGGGCAAACUCCUGGGGCCAAUGGCAGCUGGAAUGGGCCAUGGGCUAGAUGAGAAUGAAAAGCGUUCCCUCCUGGGUUGUCUUAACCUGGUGCCCCCUCUCAAGUCCAGCUGCAUGGAGCGCCUUCAGGCUGCUGCAAAGGUGGCAGAAAUGGAUUCUAUCAACAAUUAUCAGGCCUGGCAGCUGAUGGCUCGUGGGAUGGCAAUGGACAGAGCCUUCAUGCCAAAGGAACAGCAUCCCCAUCAAAUGCACUCGGGGCAGGAGGAUGAGAAUGCUGGAUCAAUGACUUCCUAUUCAAAAGACAAACCAGACUACUCCAUGAUUAUUUCAACUGAUAGCUCCAAACAAAAACUGUCUGAGGCCCUGCAGGGAUCCAAGCUUGGCAGUGGAGCUCUGAUGUCCCUGAAAGAAGACAGCAGAAACUUUGAUGGUCACCGUGACCUUCUGUCACAUCACGGUGAAGCACAUACCGGCCUAACUGGUUUAGGAGGUCCCCACUUAGACUUUGGCAUUUCCAACAUGAAGGACAAACCCACAGAGUGUCCUGAUUGUGGCCGAGUCUUCCGCACCUACCACCAAAUGAUUGUCCACUCGCGCAUCCACGGCAAGGACCGCAGAAGCAUGGAGGAGGCCCUGGACGAGCGCCGCGGUUCAGCCAGUGACCCAGAGUCCCAGUCCAUCAGCCGCUCCACCACGCCAGGCUCGUCCAAUGUGACCGAGGAGAGCGCCAUGGGAGGGGCUCAUUCACAGACAGGCAGUGUCCAGGAUGACAGCCCACACCCCUCGUCCCCAUCUUCAGAUGUUGGCGAGGAUUUGGCGAAGGCAGCAGGGAACGCUCAGCCCGUCACCGUAGUUCCUGCCAGCAACAUCCCCAACUCGGCGGUGGUCGCAGUGCCCCAGCAUCGUGAGAGGGGCCUGGGAUCGUCCUCCAAGGAUUGCCCCUACUGCGGCAAGUCCUUCCGCACCUCUCAUCACCUAAAAGUGCAUCUACGGAUACACACAGGAGAGAAACCCUACCGGUGCCCUCAUUGUGACUAUGCCGGCACCCAGUCUGCCAGUCUGAAGUACCACCUGGAGCGCCACCACCGCGAGCGCCAGAACGGGUCUGCCAGCUCAGGCCAGUCUGCCGGCCACAACUCUUCUAAUGACCACAAAGACGACCACAGCAAGAACAGUGGAGGCAUAUUUGCUCGUCCAGAUGUCCUGAGAAAUGUCUUCAAAGGCAUGCCUCCCAGCCUCGACUUCAGGGGAGGACCUCUGAUGCCACACCAAUGGGGUUCUGGCAACAUGGUGUCAUCGCACGACCGAGACCGCAUUGACCGUCAUUUUGACCCCUCCGCAGAAAACAUGAAGCCGAACGAUGGGCCAUCACCUCUGAUCUCAUCGGAGAAUCCAGCAAGCUUCUCUGACCUUAGUCGGGCCUACCAAAGCAUGAUUGGUAAUGGAGUCCAUUUUCAGGGUUCCCUGCAGGCCUUUAUGGACAACUAUGUCCUCAAUUCCAUGAAAAAAGACCACAAGGACAGCUCCAUCCAGCUUCCAACCCAGCGCUACCAUGACAACGGCGAGCCCAAAGCCAAAAGGGCCUCCAUUGAGCAAGACAGGGAGGAGAAAGCUGACGGCAAGCCAAACUCACAGCCUGGAAAACCUGGAUCCCAGUAUGAGCCCUUGGAUCUGUCUGUAUCAGUCCGGCCUGAGUCUGCCUCCGGUUCCAUCCCUGGUGCCACCCUCACGAUCCAUGACAAUGUGGCCUGGCAUAGCUGCCUCUUCUGCUCCUUCUCCACUCCCUCUCUGGAGCUCAUGGCCUUGCACCUUCAAGCCAACCACCUGGGGAAAGGCCACCCACAGAGACCCGAAUCAGGCAGAGAGGCUUCGCCCACUCUGACCGGCAAAAACAUGUUUGACAAUGAUGAUGGAGAGAAAGGACCCGGAGGUUGGAACAACCACAUGGACCAGCCGUAUAACCCAUUUCAGAGUGAUUUCUACAGGCGCUUUGGUGGCUUGUAUGAUGGAUCCCCAAAGGGCAACCAGGGCUUGCAGGGUUAUGGUCCUUCAACUGAGGAAGUUGACCUUCCCAAUCAAGGCUUCCCAGCUGGAGAUGAAGACAUGGGUGACCAGGGCUCGUCUGGAGUGGCCGAAGAUGCUCGGUCAGAUGAGGAGGGUGCUAAAACCCCCAAGAGACGGCUGGCAAACCCCUCCGAUGAUGAACUGGAAGAUGGCCGAGGCAUGACUGAAGAGGAUGGUGACAGGAAUGAGAAUGGUCAAAUGGAGGAGGACGAGGAGAGAAGCCCCGGAUCGGACCAUUUCCAGAACCACAACAAUGACCCAAGAAGUGGCAGCACUUUGGGUGGCAUGAACCCACUCUCCAUGAACCAUGGCCUUCCAUUGGACAAGCAGUGGCAGUCGGGCCUCAUGUCUCCAGGUGGCGCUCCUCCUUCUGGACACCUCGAUCAACAGUUGAACAUGCUGUCUGUCCUGCGAGCGUAUGGCAACGACAACAUCCCAGUGUUCAACGGCCUGGGAGCCAGCGCAGGAGGGACGUCGACUGGGGGAAUGAAGAGGCCAGAUGCAUCCGUGCAUCUGUGGGGAGGAGAGGAGGACCCCAUGGCCCAAGAUCCCAACAACCACACCAACAUCGACAGCGACCUCCCUAACAACAGUAAUCUAGGCGACCUCGACGCUGUACACAAAGACUAA
This is a messenger RNA of Knipowitschia caucasica, 4143 nucleotides long. The record is from the annotation of a GenBank genome assembly. NCBI's taxonomy places the organism in Eukaryota, Metazoa, Chordata, Actinopteri, Gobiiformes, Gobiidae.